AUGGCGGUGGAGUACCAGGAGGUGAGCUAGCUCCUCAAUCUGAUUCAAUCAGUCCUCAGAACCUCCAAUCGGUUUCGUGUUCACAUGAAUCCGGAUUGAUUGUGGGGCUGGGAUUUGCAGGAGUAUACCACGAACUCUAGAGGUGUGCAGCUUUUUACGUGCAGAUGGUUACCUGUUUCCUCGCCUCUCAAGGCCCUCGUCUUCCUCUGCCAUGGUUAGUAAGAUCUCUCCGCAUCCAGUCCUCCCUCUCCUUCACGUUGGAGAAUCAACCGGAAGCUAGUUAUUCUGGCCAUUACUUUUAUUCACUUGCUGAUCUGUUUUCUCUCUCUUGUUCUCCAAUUGCUUCUGGGAUGCAGGAUACGGGAUGGAGUGCAGCGGCUUCAUGAAAGGUAUAUACUACAAAACGCCUUCUCCGUACAUCUUAAUAAAGAAGGAGAAGCAUCUGGGAUUCUCCAUGUUCUAUGCAUUGCAGCCAUCGCCUGUGCCCUUCCGGAUCUUUCCUCCCUCACAUCCGCAAAUUGGGUGUCUCAAACUUUUCGACAUGAAUGAUCUCGCUUGUCGUGAUAUUCAUUCAAUACUGAUCUGAUUGAGUACACACCGAGUACAGAUCAUACUACUCUCGGCUCACUCUUGACUGGCUUUGAUUCACAGAGUGCCAGGAAAGUUCAAAUUAUACGUCGAAGAAAUUGUCAGACCACCAGCUCAAGUUGAAUUCGAUUUCACCACCGAUACUUCCGAAUUCAUGCUCCAUGGUAGAGAUUUGGCCGGAAGCUUCCAGCUCUUGUCCCUCCUCUCCCAGGUCGUCUUCCUCCCCGCCGGUAGGCUCCUGAUAGCAGGCACAUAGUCGGAUGAUGGCGACGUGUGUGGUGAGAGAUCCGUCCACAUUCUCUGACUUCAUCCCAUCCUUAUCCUCGUCACCGCUGCGUAGAUGUGUGCGAAUCGCCGGCGUGUGGAUCACCUUCUCCAUGGUCGUGCUUCUCUGGUAAUCCGUCUGACCUAGCUCGGGAUGACGGCAUCCCCAUCCACCCCUAGACCGUAAUCAAAGCAUUCUUCCGAUUCAGAACGGAAAACCGCAUUCACUCUUGAUGCUCUCUUAGUGUCUUACGUCUUCGUCACUGUCAGCGCCGUCUAGAGUUGAACAUCGGCAGUAAUGGCGAUGUUAGGUGAAAUUCUUAAAGAAGAGCAUAAAGUAAUACGAUCCUCAAAUUUGCGUCCCCGGAAGUAAUGGCGGCGAUGGCCCCCCCACCGUCUUCACCAUGGGUCCCAGGAACUUUCCCCCACCACCCCGAACAGCGAUGUCUCACAAUUCAUGACUUGAUGCUUCUGUACCUUUGAUGGGGACGGCGAUGAAGGCUGCGGGACGAGACUGGCGACGGCGGGCUACGCCGUGUACGGCGUCGACUACGAAGGGCACGGCAAGUCCGCCGGCGCGCGCUGUUACAUCAGGAAAUUCGACCACCUCGUCGCCGACUGCGAUGCCUUCUUCAAGUCCGUCUGCGGUUGGUAUCUCCCUUUCUGUAUCUAUCUCUGUGUUUUCUGGGCUUGUCGAGCUCUGUGAUUCUGAAAGUGGCCGGCUGAAGAUGGGCACCGGGAGAAGCGGAGGUUCCUGUACGGCGAGUCCAUGGGAGGGGCGGUGGCGCUGCAGCUUCACCGUAGGGAUCCCACCUUCUGGGACGGCGCCGUGCUCGUUGCCCCCAUGUGUAAGGUGGGUAUCAGCGUCCUCCUUUUUUUUCCCCCUUCCACGCCGCCGUCUUCUCCCUCACCCAGCGCGCCGCCGACGCAGAUCUCGGAGAAGGUGAAGCCGCAUCCGUUGGUGAUCAGCCUCCUGACCCGCGUCGAGGAGAUCAUCCCCAAGUGGAAGAUCGUCCCCACCAAGGACGUCAUCGACUCCGCCUUCAAGGACCCCGUCAAGCGUGAAGAGGUAGAAUUAUCCCCUCCUUCCCUCUGGUAAACAGAGACUGGUUCUGACGCCAUGGCCAUUGGCGCCCAGAUACGGAGCAACAAGCUCAUCUACCAGGACAAGCCCCGGCUCAAGACGGCCCUGGAGCUGCUCCGCACCAGCAUGGCCCUGGAACUCUGCCUCGGCGAGGUGCCCCGCUCUCUCUCUUGCUCUCGCUCGCUCGCUUGCUCGCUCUCCCGCCACCCUCGCCGGAAAGGCUCAGUUCGGUGCGGCCCCCUAGCAGGUGACGCUGCCGUUCUUCGUGCUGCACGGGGAGGCCGAUACGGUGACAGACCCAGAGGUCAGCCGCGCGCUGUGCGAGAGGGCGGCGAGCUCGGACAAGACGAUGAAGCUCUACCCGGGGAUGUGGCACGGACUGACCUCCGGCGAGCCCGACGCCAACGUGAACGCCGUCUUCGCCGACAUCGUCGACUGGCUCGACCGCCGCAGCGCCGUCCCGCGGCUUGCCGCCCCCUCCCCUGCUCCCCUCUCCGUCCAUAAAGAGGUGGUCCCCCGCCACCGGUCCAGAAGGCGCGGCGGCGGCGCCGCAGCCCGGCUGCUGUGCCGCUUGAGCGGGCGGAUGCACCAUCACUCCGCCAUUUAG
Messenger RNA from Spirodela intermedia, 2543 nucleotides. The record is from the annotation of a GenBank genome assembly. NCBI's taxonomy places the organism in Eukaryota, Viridiplantae, Streptophyta, Magnoliopsida, Alismatales, Araceae.